This is a messenger RNA of Sesamum indicum (sesame), 1985 nucleotides long. It is a transcript of the gene CDKD1;3, whose product is annotated as cyclin-dependent kinase D1;3. Gene Ontology annotation, cellular component: nucleus; transcription factor TFIIK complex; cytoplasm. The record is from RefSeq and is a predicted model, not a curated record. Gene Ontology annotation, molecular function: RNA polymerase II CTD heptapeptide repeat kinase activity; cyclin-dependent protein serine/threonine kinase activity; ATP binding. NCBI's taxonomy places the organism in Eukaryota, Viridiplantae, Streptophyta, Magnoliopsida, Lamiales, Pedaliaceae. Gene Ontology annotation, biological process: protein phosphorylation; positive regulation of transcription by RNA polymerase II.
ACGCCUACGCUGCUCGGAUACUGCGCUCCAGCACCCAUCCACCCCACGCCCCGCGCCUUCCCCUCCCCAAGCCCAAGUGUUCAUACAUAUCUUGAGUUGGUUUUCUUUGAUUUUAAUUCACAGACAAAAAGGGGAAAACCCACUAAAAUCAGGGUUCAUUUGUUAUUUUUGGUACACGAAUGAAUCUUUUAUGUAAUUGAGUUUUUUUUAGAGCGAAAAUCUAAAUCCAGAGAGAGAGAGGGAGGAAUAGCAAGAAAUCAAAGAAGAAUGACAGAAGUGGAUCAGCUACUUAGUAAAAAAGUAGCCGAUCGUUACCUGAAACGCGAAGUUCUCGGUGAAGGUACAUAUGGAGUCGUAUACAAAGCCAUCGAUACUAAGACAGGGCAAACGGUUGCCAUCAAGAAAAUUCGACUUGGGAAGCAGAAGGAAGGGGUGAAUUUCACUGCUUUAAGAGAAAUUAAGUUGCUUAAGGAGCUUAAGGACCCAAAUAUAAUUGAGUUGAUUGACGCAUUCCCUCAUAAGGGGAACUUGCACCUUGUGUUUGAGUUCAUGGAGACAGAUCUAGAAGCUGUUAUUCGUGAUAGAAAUAUUGUUCUUUCCCCAGCUGAUAUAAAGUCGUACAUUCAAAUGACGCUGAAAGGACUUGCAUUUUGCCAUAGGAAAUGGGUCUUGCAUAGGGAUAUGAAACCAAACAACUUGCUGAUUGGGCCUGGCGGCCAGCUUAAACUUGCUGAUUUUGGUUUAGCUCGUAUAUUUGGAAGCCCAGAUCGGAGGUUCACACACCAGGUUUUUGCUAGAUGGUAUAGAGCACCUGAGCUGUUGUUUGGUGCCAAGCAAUAUGGUCCCGGGGUAGAUGUAUGGGCUGCCGCUUGUAUAUUUGCUGAACUACUUUUGCGUCGACCUUUUCUUCAGGGAAAUAGUGACAUUGAUCAACUGGGGAAAAUUUUUGCUGCUUUUGGGACGCCAAAGCCAUUGCAAUGGCCAGAUAUGGUCUACCUUCCUGAUUAUGUGGAAUACCAACAUGUUCCUGGUCAACCAUUGCGCACAUUGUUUCCCAUGGCUAGUGAUGAUGCUUUGGACCUUCUAUCAAAGAUGUUUACAUAUGAUCCAAAAGCAAGAAUUUCAGCACAACAGGCACUGGAGCAUCGGUAUUUUUCCUCCAUACCGCCACCUACAGAACCUGCUUUGCUUCCAAGACCUCCCCCCAAGAAGGAGUCCAUGAGUUCUAAGGUCUCAGACUUCAAUCCCCCAGAUGGCCCAACAGUAUUGUCUCCUCCAAGGAAGUUAAGAAGAGUGAUGCCUCAUCGUGAGGGGUUUGAUCUAAAUGCUCACCAGAUGGAUAAAAUGGAUGACCAUGAAAACGAGAUUAGGCCGGCAGCUGGGGAAAAGAGUGGACAAGCUCCAAUGUCUCUGGAUUUUUCAGUUUUUGGAAUGAGGCCACCAAUUAGACCGACGAUUAACAGUGCUGACAGAUCACAUCUGAAGAGAAAACUAGAUCUUGAAUUUCAACUACCGGAAGAAGAAUAAUUAGGAGACAAGUAUAUCCAUUUUCUUCAAAUUUAUUGCAGAGUGAGAGCUACUAGAGGUUUGUGAAGGCCAUAUCUGAAGAUAAUUCUCAUUUAAAUGCAAAUCAUGACUGAUUUUCUGAUUUUAUGGCGAAUCUUAGUGGUUAUUUUGUCUAUUACCACAAUUGCAGAGACUGACUUUGUCAAAAUACCGAAGUCACUAGCUGAAUUGAUGUUAACCAGCAGGAUAUACUCCCAUAAUGAAACUGAUUGAAAUGUGUACAAUAGACCACUGAGUGCAAGAAUUUUUUAUGUACGCCCUGGAUUCUGAGUAUCUAAUAUAAGAAUCCUAUAUUCUUGUAUUUGAGCUGUGGGAGAGAUCAAGCAGCAGCUUAAGGGAACAUUGAAACACUGUAACCGUUUAAAACUAUACGGUCAAACUGUUAUGUUAAUAAAAUUUUGUGUUUUUGUAUGUCAAAA